Molecule: messenger RNA, 2523 nt
Organism: Styela clava
Lineage: Eukaryota; Metazoa; Chordata; Ascidiacea; Stolidobranchia; Styelidae
Source: RefSeq, a predicted model, not a curated record
UAAGCCAAUGUGACGUCGAACUGACGUAAUUUUUCGGUGACGUAGUCAGGUGGGGGUUAGGAUUGGCAUAUGCAGAAAUUGUUGAGCCAGGCCAACUAGAAGUGCAUGUGGUACUAAACUAUACCAGACCUGAGGGCCAUAGUUAAACAUAAACGAAACGAUAUUUUCCAAAUGCUACAAUACUGCAAUACCGGUAACAGCAUACGAAAAAGAUUAGCAAUUUUCUUGUCAACCAUUGUCCUCCAGACAGGUCGAUCGCGAAUAUUAAAAUAAAAUCUAUUGAUCUAUGUUUUAUAUUAUAUAUUUCGAUAUUUAAUCAAUUGUGAUAAUUUUUAUAGUUCUAAUAAAAAUUUUAAAGAUAAUUAAUUGGCUCAGAGAUGAGUCAAAUUAUUGUGAUAGACAGCUCUGAUGAAGAUGAUAAACCACUAACAAAAAAUAAUGAAGAUGUUAAAAAACCUGCUGCGGAAAUCAUAAAAAACGGCAAAGAUAAACCUGCAGAAAAAUUAAACAAUCAUGAAGAAUUUUUCUUACAAUUUGUUGAUCUGUGCAAUAAAGUUGUUGGCGAGAAAGAGGAAGGACGAAAAAUAAUUUUAUUUUUGAAUAAAAAAUAUGAAGAAUCAUCAAUGGAUUAUAGGAAUUCAAGGGAAUUUCGGAAAUUACUUCAACGAUAUAUUUUAAAAUUGAAUAACGGUUCAAAAGACGUUUUUGUUCUUGUCCAUGACGUUGUCUCGAUGCUCGAUAAAAGUAAUAAAGCGGGGAGUGAAAUCAAAAAAGAAUUUCCUAAAAGAAAACCAUCUGAAAAAGGAUUUAAUAAAAACGAUCUUGCGUCAAAAAAACGAAGAGUAAAUAUUGAAUCUAUUUGUAAAGAUUUAUCAGAAAAAGUGGUAUCAGAUGAUGGAUUGAGGUGUGAGAUAAAAAGCACUGUGUCUUCCUCUAGUAGCGGUGUUGAUGUUAAAUCAAAAGAACCUUCUAAUAAUACGGAAGCAGGUACGAGCUCCACAGAGGAUGAUCGGACUUCUCAUUUAAGACGGAAACGUAAAAAUAAGAUAAAAAACCUUGAAAACUUGUUGAAAAGAAUUUCAAAUGAAAUUAUACGAUUACAAAACACUGAGUUGUCCUUGGAUGACCUUGAAAAAAGCGACACAAGUUAUAUUGUCGAAUCAAAACUUAAAAAACGGUUUAUGCAAAUCUAUACACAGUUAUGUGAAAUAAACAAGGCCCCUGUACAAACUGGGAGAGUCAUUGAAAAAAAAAUCAAAGUACAAUCUUCAAGAUUUGUAGAAAUAAAUCAAAAAGUUGCACGAUAUAUAAAUAACCCUAGAAGAGGGAACGAAUUCCCAGAUUAUGGAGAUAUUUAUCAUCUUGUGGAACAAGCGAAUAUAAAAAAUAAUUUGUGCCUUACGGAAUGUCAUAUUGAAAUUAAUGCAAAAGAAGUUUUCAAGGAAGUUGGGGAAAGAUUACAAAAACGUCGCGAAAAAGAUUUUGUUUUUGAAUUUGGGUGCUCAUCCAUUGAUGAUAAUAAAAAUAACCCAGAUCCUGCGCUUUCAGACGAAAUUUUGGGGAAAAAAUUAACAGAAAAUCGGACUCUGGCGAAAGAUAAUAUGAAGACGGUAAUCGACAAAUAUUCCAAACUACAAAAUGAUAUGAGUGAGCGGUCACAACAGAAUGAAGACAACGGAAAACUCGACGAUGAAAGUGACGAUUCCGAAAGUGAUGAAUCCGAUGUUUCAAAAACGAUACAAAUUGAUUCUGAUUCUUCUGAAACAGAUGUUGAUACAAACAUUGGGAACGGUGGGGCUGAAUGACCACUGUAAAUCGUUAAAGUGAGCUAUUUCGAAUCAUUUCCUAGUGCCAGUGCUGCCUUUUUGUGUGAGAUCAAAUUGUAUGCCAGUAUAAAUUACUGAAGUGUGACUCGAUGGAAAAAUCUAAUAAUAACUGACGCUUGCCAUUGCAACACUUUCAGUCCAAUAUUUACCGUAAUUGCACUGAAAAAUGCCAGACCCUACUUUGAUUCUACCAUUCUACGGAGUGGCUGUGAAUAAAAAGUUUAAAUGACCACUGUAAAUCAUUGAAGUGUAACUGGUCGGAAUAAUCUAAUAGUAACUGGAAACUACCAUUGCUGUCCUUUUUCUUGGAGUCAUUUUGUACUGAAGUAUACAUGGUCCUACUCUGGUGUGAUUAUAAGUCAUUGAAGUGUGACUGGUCAGAAUAUUCUUAUAGUAAAAUAUAUUCACAGUUGCUGCCAAUCGUUGUAUUAGCUAAAAAUAGACUAAAUCAUGAUUUACUUUUUUGAUUUUUCUAAGAUGUCAGAAUUUUAUUCUGUUUUGAACUUUCUUAAAACAAUUGUGAAUUUUGAUUGAUUAAUUUGUUUGAGUUUGAAGUUCAUAUUUUCAUCAUGUUUAUCGAAACACCGAUAGUGUUAUUUUUACAGAGUGUGCUAUGAUAUAUAUAGGGUGUCCAUAAAGUCUUUAAAUUUUUUUAAAUUGCAAAGGGAAUUAAUCAAUAACAUAUAUUGUUUUGGCG